AUGGUUGUGCGUGUCCUCCUCGGUCCCAAAGCCAUUCCACAAUUUGCUCUGCACCAAUCUAGCAACAACCACCCAGUCUACCAUGAAGCUUCUCACCGCAGCUUUGCUGCCGGCGCACUGAUGCUUGCAGCUGUCAGCAGUACCCCCACGAUCCGCCAGGAGGCCGAGGAAGCUGAGUCAAGUAGCUGUACUCUGUCGGGAACCUACACGAGCGGUACCGAUGUGUCUUCAUGCAGUACAGUCUCCAUCAAGUCGUUAACGGUGCCCGCGGGUGUUACACUCGACCUGAGCGACCUAAAAUCCGGCGCCAACGUAGUCUUCUCCGGCACCACCACCUUUGGCACGAAGAAAUGGUCUGGACCCCUUGUCCUCCUGACAGGUACCAAGCUGUCUGUAAGUGGCUCUGGCACUCUGGACGGCCAGGGUGCCUGGUACUGGAAACAGGGCACGUCUAUCACACGCCCCGUGUUCUUCAGGAUGAGCAAGGUCAUCUCAUCCACUGUCAAGGGCUUCAUGAUCAAGAAUUCGCCGUACCGUACUUUCAGUAUCUUGAGCUCCCAAUCGACCACCAUCAGUGGGUUAACUCUUGACUCCAGCGACGGUGAUGACCUCGCUAAGAACACAGAUGGCUUCGACUUGAGCAAGAACACUGACAUCACCAUUACUGGCUGUAAAAUCUACAACCAGGACGACUGUCUUGCCAUGCAGUCAAGCACCAAUACUGUCUUCAGUUCCAACACGUGCAGCGGUGGCCACGGUAUCUCGAUCGGCUCUAUUGGUGGUUCUUCCAUCAGUUCAUCGGACACUGUAUCGGGUCUGACGGUGAAGAACAACAAGAUCGUCGACAGUGUUAACGGUAUCCGGAUCAAGACAAUUAUCGACUUAACCGGUAAGGUGACCGACGUUACCUACACGGGCAACACGCUGUCGAACGUUGAGAACGCGAUCGUGAUCCAUGGCGACUACAGCAAGUCAAAGGGAGGUUACACUGGCACGGCCAGUAGUAAGGUCUACAUCACGGACAUCACAAUUGACGGUCUCACGGGUUCGGCCGACCAGAUCUACGAUAUUCUGGUUAAUUCCAAGUAUGUGUCUGGUUGGACGUUUUCCGGUAUUGACGUCUCGGGCUCCACGGGCAGCUGCAGUGGCGAACCGAGCAGCGUCAACUGCUAA
Messenger RNA from Phytophthora nicotianae INRA-310, 1173 nucleotides. RefSeq lists its product as hypothetical. Gene Ontology annotation, molecular function: polygalacturonase activity. NCBI's taxonomy places the organism in Eukaryota, Oomycota, Peronosporomycetes, Peronosporales, Peronosporaceae. The transcript has 2 exons. Gene Ontology annotation, biological process: pectin catabolic process. Gene Ontology annotation, cellular component: extracellular region. The record is from RefSeq and is a predicted model, not a curated record. The coding region runs from base 1 to 1173 and encodes 390 amino acids.